Messenger RNA from Cinclus cinclus, 2892 nucleotides. RefSeq names its product BR serine/threonine kinase 2 (gene BRSK2). Lineage: Eukaryota; Metazoa; Chordata; Aves; Passeriformes; Cinclidae. The transcript has 20 exons. Gene Ontology annotation, biological process: microtubule cytoskeleton organization; intracellular signal transduction; protein phosphorylation. Gene Ontology annotation, molecular function: ATP binding; protein serine/threonine kinase activity; tau-protein kinase activity. Gene Ontology annotation, cellular component: cytoplasm. Bases 1 to 2214 code for a protein of 737 amino acids. The record is from RefSeq and is a predicted model, not a curated record.
AUGACAUCAACAGGGAAAGAAGGCAGCGGAGCUCAACAUGCACAAUAUGUUGGACCCUAUCGUUUGGAGAAAACCCUAGGAAAAGGACAGACAGGGCUUGUGAAGUUGGGGGUUCACUGUGUCACGUGUCAGAAGGUCGCGAUAAAAAUUGUCAACAGAGAGAAGCUCAGUGAGUCGGUGCUAAUGAAGGUGGAGCGGGAAAUAGCCAUCCUGAAGUUGAUAGAACAUCCCCACGUUUUAAAGCUGCAUGAUGUUUACGAAAAUAAAAAAUAUUUGUAUUUGGUGCUAGAACAUGUGUCAGGUGGGGAGCUCUUCGACUAUCUCGUAAAAAAGGGAAGAUUGACACCAAAAGAAGCCAGGAAGUUCUUCCGACAAAUCAUCUCUGCUUUAGACUUCUGCCAUAGUCAUUCAAUAUGCCACAGGGACUUAAAACCAGAAAACCUACUGCUGGAUGAAAAGAACAACAUCCGAAUAGCAGACUUCGGGAUGGCAUCGCUGCAGGUCGGGGACAGCUUGUUAGAAACCAGUUGUGGAUCACCACAUUAUGCUUGUCCUGAAGUCAUCCGGGGAGAAAAAUACGAUGGAAGGAAAGCAGACGUCUGGAGCUGUGGAGUCAUUUUGUUUGCGUUGCUAGUGGGUGCCCUGCCUUUCGAUGACGACAACUUGCGGCAACUGCUGGAGAAGGUGAAGCGUGGAGUGUUCCACAUGCCCCAUUUUAUCCCUCCCGACUGUCAGAACCUUUUGCGGGGGAUGAUUGAAGUGGAUGCCUCGAAACGUCUCACGCUAGAACAUAUUCAGAAACACAUAUGGUAUAUAGGGGGUAAGAAUGAGCCAGAACCAGAGCAACCAAUCCCUCGAAAGGUGCAGAUUCGUUCUCUCCCUUCCUUGGAGGAUAUUGAUCCAGACGUGUUAGAUAGCAUGCACUCAUUAGGCUGCUUCCGUGACCGAAAUAAACUCUUACAGGACUUGUUGUCGGAAGAAGAAAACCAAGAAAAAAUGAUUUAUUUUCUUCUGCUUGACCGGAAGGAGAGGUAUCCUAGUCAUGAAGAUGAGGAUCUUCCCCCUAGAAAUGAAAUAGAUCCCCCCAGGAAGCGCGUGGACUCCCCAAUGCUGAACAGGCAUGGGAAGCGGCGGCCGGAGAGGAAGUCCAUGGAGGUUCUCAGUGUGACAGAUGGUGGAUCCCCAGUUCCUGCUCGCAGAGCGAUUGAAAUGGCACAACACGGGCAGAGGUCUCGGUCAAUCAGCGGAGCAUCGUCUGGGCUCUCCACUAGUCCUCUCAGCAGUCCAAGGGUCACCCCUCACCCCUCUCCAAGGGGAAGUCCCCUCCCUACCCCCAAGGGGACACCUGUUCAUACGCCAAAGGAGAGCCCAGCAGGCACACCCAACCCAACACCACCAUCCAGCCCCAGCAUUGGAGGAAUGCCUUGGAGGACACGGCUCAACUCCAUCAAGAAUAGUUUCCUGGGGUCUCCUCGUUUCCAUCGUCGGAAAUUGCAAGUACCUACACCAGAAGAGAUGUCUAAUUUAACCCCAGAAUCAUCCCCAGAGCUUGCCAAAAAAUCCUGGUUCGGUAACUUCAUCAACUUGGAGAAAGAAGAACAGAUUUUUGUGGUCAUUAAGGACAAACCACUAAGCUCCAUUAAGGCUGAUAUAGUCCACGCUUUCCUCUCGAUCCCAAGUCUCAGUCACAGUGUCAUCUCACAGACAAGUUUCCGUGCAGAAUAUAAGUCCACAGGAGGUCCUGCUGUCUUCCAGAAGCCAGUGAAGUUCCAGGUGGACAUAACAUACACAGAAGGGGGAGAGGCACAAAAGGAGAACGGGAUCUAUUCUGUCACUUUCACACUCUUAUCAGGUCCGAGCCGUCGCUUUAAGAGGGUAGUAGAAACCAUUCAGGCACAGUUGUUAAGCACACAUGACCAGCCUUCAGUGCAGCAGUUAUCAGACACCACUAACUGUAUGGAGUUGAUGACUGGCAGACUUUCCAAAUGUGGCAGCCCAUUGAGUAACUUCUUUGACGUAAUUAAACAACUUUUUUCAGACGAGAAGAACGGGCAGGUGAGCCAUCCCCCCGGCACGCCAACCAAGCAUAGCGCAAACAGCAAGCGGAGCGAUUCCGGUUCUAAUGACUAUGGGUCUAGAGGAGACAAUAAGUACCCUGCUGGCAAAGACAAGGCAAAGAUGGUCUCAUCAGUCGGCCUACAAGACCAACCUUAAAUAAACACAUAAAAAAUUAAAUACUUUAGAGAGAAAAAAAAACAAAACAAAACAAAACAAAAAGAAAAAGAAAAAAAGCAAGAAAGAAUGAAAGAAUAUUCCUUAGCAAGCUAGCCUCUAAACUAGAAGGAUGUAUAUACCUUGCCACAACAGUACAAAACUGUCUAUAGACAAAUUUUGUAUGAAGGAAUGACUGUAUAUAUAUACAUAUAUAUAUUUAUAUAUGAUAUAUAAUAUAUAUCUCAGAAACAAACACAAAAACGAACGAAUGAAAGAAUGAAAAGAAAAGAAAGAAAAGAGAAGGUAGCACAGAUGACAAACCCAGUUCACCAGAUCUUGGGUUGUGGUUUUUUUUAUUGGUUUUUUUCCUCCCUUUUUUUGAAUGUUUUGCUUUUUUUCUCCUUCCUGAUUUUUUGUGUUUUUUUUUUUGUUGUUGUUUUUUGGAUUUUUUUUGCUUUUUUGUUUUCUUUUUUUUGUUUCUUGUUCUGUUCAUGCUCUCUCUGUGUUUCUGACGACACCACUUGUUUCCGCUCUGCUACCAGGAAUUAUCCCGAAAAGUUAACAUGUCAGCCACGGCUUCACCUUCUGUGCUCUGCGGACACUUGUUGACGGAAGGCAACCGAUGUAGACUGUCCAAGGACCAGUCCUGUUUGAGGUUCCCAGCCUCCCCUCUCCCUU